Molecule: messenger RNA, 2208 nt
Organism: Suncus etruscus (white-toothed pygmy shrew)
Lineage: Eukaryota; Metazoa; Chordata; Mammalia; Eulipotyphla; Soricidae
Product: disintegrin and metalloproteinase domain-containing protein 32-like
Biological process (GO): cell adhesion; binding of sperm to zona pellucida; proteolysis
Cellular component (GO): plasma membrane
Molecular function (GO): metalloendopeptidase activity
Source: RefSeq, a predicted model, not a curated record
AUGUUCCGUCUAAUGAUACUACUUGCCGGCCUCUACAAUUUGCUUCUGUCACAAUCAGGUUCUCAAAAUUUAUCUCUACAAAUUAUAAUUCCAGAGAAGAUCUAUACAAAAGCAAGUGAUAAUUCAAAAAUAGAAACUGACCAUAUAACCUAUAUCAUUCCAAUAGAUGGGCGACCAUAUAAUGUGCACCUUAAAAAACGAUUUAUUUUAUCAGACAAUUUUAUGAUUUACAUAUAUAAUGAAGGAUUUGUGAGUUCUCAAUAUUUAGACACGCAGAAUCAGUGCUACUACCAAGGAUACAUCGAAGGAUAUCCAAAUUCUAUUGUCACACUCAGCACAUGCUCUGGAAUUAGAGGAAUAAUACAAUUUAAAAAUGUUUCAUAUGGAAUAGAACCUCUAGAAUCUGAUACUGAAUUCAAACAUAUCCUUUUCAAAUUAAAAAAUGACAACAAACAUCCAGCUGCUAUAAAAAAUUACAAAGAAACAGAACAAGGAACAAUCUUGGGUUUACAUUCACACGUAGAAUCAACUCUGGAACUAAAUCCUCUCUAUCUAGAAACAUAUAUAGUGGUGGAUAAAGCUUUGUAUGAUCACUUGGGUGCUGAUAGCAUGAUCGUAGCCAAAAAAGUCAUCGAAAUUAUUAGCCUUGUAAAUACAAUGUUUUCCCAACUUAAGGUUACAAUUGUGAUAUCAUCAUUAGAGUUGUGGUCAGAUAAUAACAAGAUUUCUACAGCUGGUGAGGCAGAUGAAUUAUUGCAAAGAUUUUUAAAAUGGAAAAAUACCUAUCUUACCUUAAGACCUCAUGAUCUUGCACUCCUUUUGAUCUAUCGUGAUACUCCAGAUUAUGUGGGAACAACAAUUCCUGGAAAGAUGUGCGUUGAUCAUUAUUCUGCAGUAAUUGCUUUGUAUCCCAAGAAGGUAACCUUGGAAGAAUUUUCUGUUGUUGUCACUCAGUUGUUGGGGCAUAGUCUUGGAAUGUCUUAUGAUGAUGUAAGUGAAUGUCAAUGUCCAGGAACCAUUUGCAUUAUGGAUCCAGAAGCUAAGAAAUUCAGUGGUGUGAAGACUUUCAGUAGUUGCAGUUUGAAUGACUUUGAAAAUUUCAUUAUAAAUAUGGGCACCAAAUGCCUAGAGAAUAGACCACAAAUGCAAACUAGAGUAGCAUUCUGUGGCAAUAAAAUAGUGGAAAGUCCAGAGCAAUGUGAUUGUGGUACAAAAGAGGAAUGUGGAUCUAAUAGCUGUUGUAAUUAUAAAACCUGUAUGCUUAAAAGUGGAGCUCAAUGUGAUACAGGCUCAUGCUGCAAGAGUGACUGUACAUUUCAACCUGCAGGUUUUACAUGUAGGCCUACUCGUCAUGCAGAAUGUGAUAUGCCUGAAACUUGUAAUGGAACCUCAGGACAAUGUCAGCCCGAUAUAACAAUACACAAUGGACGUCCAUGCAAAGGAGGAAGAUAUAUCUGUUAUGGAGGAAAUUGCCAAGAUCUUGAUGCCCGUUGUGAGGCUUUAUUUGGAAGAGGCUCACAAAGUGCUCCAUUUCACUGCUAUGAAGAAAUAAAUUCCCAAAAAGAUAGAUUUGGAAACUGUGGUGUAAAUAAUGGACAAUAUGUAUUUUGUCUUUGGAGAAAUCUUAUAUGUGGAAGGUUAAUUUGCACUUACAACUCUCGAGUUCCUUACCAAAAAGACAAUACUUCUGUGAUUUAUGCUUCUAUACGAGACACAAUAUGUAUAACAUUAGACUACAGACAGCGUAUGAAUGAACCAAAUCCAAUGAGAGUUGAGAGCGGAGCUAUUUGUGACACUAAUAGGAUUUGUGUAGAUGGUAUAUGUGUAGAAUCAAGGAAUAUUAAGAAUGAAGAAUCUGCCUGUACAAGAGGAUGCCAUGGCAAUGGAAUUUCUUCUCAGAAAAACCAGUUAGGAAUGGAAAAAAAAUGGUGGAUGCUAUGUUCCUACAUUCUUUUGCCUGGUCUCAUUAUAGGAAUCAUAGUAGCUCUUUCAUGGGAUCAAUGGAAAAAGUGUUUCAACAAGGAAGAGGAAAACCUAACUAGCAACAAAUCAGAAGGCAGCACUGACACAUAUGUUAGCGGAUCUAUGUCUGAAACCACUAACAAAACAGACACUUCCAAAUUCAAAUCAGAAUUUAGUGCUCAGACAGACGACAGCAAAUCAAAAUCAGAGGAAAAUCUCCAAUCAUCUAACAGUAACAACAUCUAA